GCUUCUGUACCUGGAUAUAAAGGAUCGAGGCUCAACACAGACAAGACGAAGAUAUCUGGCUGCUGCGCUCACAAACCGCAAAAAUGAUUCUCUUUUUAUUUAUUGUGUGUUUAUUGGUUGCGUAUUUUAUUUGUCAUAGGAUUUUUGUUCAAAGGAAGACUUUCACCGGAACUGCCAAACUAUAUGGGAAAACUGUCAUUGUAACAGGUGGCAACACCGGCAUCGGGAAGGCGACUUCGGCAGGGCUGGCCAUGAGAGGAGCCCGGGUGAUUCUGGCCUGCCGCAGCAAACAGAGAGGAGAAGCAGCAGCACAAGAAAUCAGGAAGGAAACUGGGAACGAUGCUGUGAUCUUCAUGCAACUGGAUCUUGCGAGUCAGAAAUCCAUCCGAUCGUUUGCCCAAACCUUCCUGAAGGCCGAGCACAGGCUGGACCUGCUCAUCAAUAAUGCUGGACUGGCUGCUCCAGGACGCACUGAAGAUGGCAUCGGGAUGAUCCUCGGUGUCAAUCAUAUCGGUCCAUUCCUGUUGACCAAUCUUCUGUUGGAGCGUCUCAAGGAGUGUGCGCCCAGCCGAGUGGUCAACGUGUCAUCCUGUGGUCAUGAUCUGGGCACUAUUGAUUUCGACUGCAUCAACACACACAAGAAGCUCGCUCUGGGAUCAUCUGACGCUGAUUUAUUCAGGGCCUAUACCCACAGCAAGCUCUGUAAUGUGCUCUUCACUCAUGAACUGGCCAAGAGACUGGAGGGAACCGGCGUCACAUGCUACAGUCUCCAUCCAGGGUCGGUAAGAUCAGAGCUCGCCCGUGACAUCAAUGAAUGGCAUACAAACAUUAUCAAGGCCUUUGUUAACAAGUUCUGGGCGACCGACCCGGUGUCUGGGUCUCAGACGACGCUGUACUGCGCUCUACAGGAGAACAUCGAGCACCUGAGCGGACGAUACUUUUCUGACUCGCAGCUGAUGCAAGUCAAGCCUGAGGCCAGAGACGACGGAAUCGCCAAAAAACUGUGGGACGUCAGUGAGAAGUUAUGUGGCAUGUCUUGAAUACACAGAUGCACACACUGCUGGUAGAAAAUACUGAUUUUGGUAUAUUAUGACCUUCAGGCAGAGUCCGAAAUAUCAGAAUUAUGUUCUGAGCACACAAGUGAGUAGGAAGCAGGUCUGUAAGCAGUGGUGUUAUUCAUUUAACUUUUAUAUUUAGCUUCACAUUUAGUUGUGAUUGAAAUUAUACAUUUAUUUUUCAUAAUCAAAUAAAAAAUGGACAAAUAUAAAACUAUUCAAUUAAAGUUGUUGAUUCUAUCUAUAUAUAAAUAGGUUUUCAAUUUAUUGAAAAAUAUGCAUACAUAUGUGUGUGUGUAUAUAUGAAUGCCCAUUUUGAGAAAGCAUAGUGAAACCGAAUGGAUUACGUCAUUUGAUUUGGACUCAACUACACAACUCAUGAUGCUGUAUGGGAUUGGGUGGAUCCUUUGGCAUAAUCUGGUUGCUGUGACUCUCUGACUGAAUUUUGUGUACAGAAUCAUGGGUAAUGUAGUUUUUUCAUUACACACAAUUGUUUGUAAAAAAAAAAUAAGGCUUUAACUAAAUGCAGUUUUUACUUCCAAAAACUGACUGUUGAACUCUAUAAUAAACACCAUACUCUGAGGAAUGGGUAUGUAAACUGAUGUUCUUCCUUCUGUAUUUGGUUAAAAAAAUAAAAUAAAUGUAUGAUAAA
Molecule: messenger RNA, 1707 nt
Organism: Carassius gibelio (silver crucian carp)
Lineage: Eukaryota; Metazoa; Chordata; Actinopteri; Cypriniformes; Cyprinidae
Gene: dhrs13l1
Product: dehydrogenase/reductase (SDR family) member 13 like 1
Exons: 5
Coding region: 84-1040 (318 amino acids)
Source: RefSeq, a predicted model, not a curated record